Molecule: messenger RNA, 1614 nt
Organism: Scleropages formosus (Asian bonytongue)
Lineage: Eukaryota; Metazoa; Chordata; Actinopteri; Osteoglossiformes; Osteoglossidae
Product: epidermal growth factor-like protein 6
Exons: 14
Coding region: 1-1614 (537 amino acids)
Cellular component (GO): membrane
Molecular function (GO): calcium ion binding
Source: RefSeq, a predicted model, not a curated record
AUGCAUCCCCUCACUUGGAUUGGCGCCCUGUCCUUCUUGCUGUGCAUAUCGUCUGUCUGGGCAGAGCAGUACAGGUAUAGUGGGCAGAUCUCAGCAGGCAAUGAACCGGGUCUAUGUCGCUAUGGCAGGAGAGUGGACUGUUGUUAUGGCUGGAAGAUGAACAGCAAAGGCCAGUGUGAAGCUCAAUGUGAACAUGGCUGCAAGCAUGGUGAAUGUGUGGGGCCCAACAAAUGCAAAUGCUCCCCUGGAUACACUGGGAAAACUUGCAGUCAAGACCUAAACGAGUGUGGCCUGAAGCCCCGACCCUGUGAACACCGCUGCAUGAACACCCACGGUAGCUACAAGUGCUACUGCCUCAAUGGGUACAUGCUAAUGCCUGAUGGCUCCUGUGCCAACUCCAGGACGUGUGCGCUGGCUCAUUGCCAGUAUGGCUGUGAGGAGGUACAGGGAGAGACCCAGUGCCUCUGCCCCUCAGCUGGGCUGCAACUGGGUCCAGAUCAGCGAACUUGCGUAGAUAUUGACGAAUGUGAAUCCAGAAGGGAUCUCUGCCCCUACAACAAGAGAUGUGUCAACACGUUUGGCAGCUAUUUCUGCAAGUGCCAGCUUGGUUUCGAACUGAAAUAUGUCAACGGCAAAUACGACUGUGCCGACGUUGACGAAUGCACGGGCAGCAGCCACAAGUGCAGCAAGAACGCCAUGUGCCUCAAUACCCAGGGAUCCUACAAGUGCAAGUGCAAGCCGGGCUUCCGCGGCAGUGGCGUCGACUGCACCGUCAAGCCAAUUUAUCAGAGUACAUGGGAAGGGGACAAAGGCAGCGCUGAUGAGUUCCUUAACGCUAUUCCAGAUGCUGGUGCAAGGCUGCCUCAGAGUCAUCUGGACAUCGAGCAGAUUGGCAAUGUAAUCCCAGAGUCACAUGUGACCAUGCCCACAAAGGUUCGACUGCAGCCAUUUGACUACGAUGGAGGCAUCUACGUUGGAAAUCCCAAGGAGACUGAGGCACAGGACAAUCUGCCUGUUGAGGAAGAAGAAGAAGAAGAUGAAGAGGAAGAUGAGGAAGAAGGAGGUCCCAGAGGAGAUGUCUUCUUCCCACAGUCUGUUUUUGGUACACAAACAGAGGUAAAGGAGAUUCCUGUCCUUCCUGGACAAGAAGAAUUCAUUGUGGACUGUGGCUUCGACCAAGGAUCAUGUGAGUGGAUACAGGACAAGGGUGACGACUUCGACUGGACUGUGAUCUACCAUGAGAAAGGGCCAGGGUACUACUUGGCUGCCAACGACUUCCUGGGGAACAGAAAUGGUCUAGCUCGGCUGAAGCUGCUUCUGGGUGAGCAGGCCCAGCGGGGCACUUUCUGCCUGACCUUCACUUACCGGGUGAUGGGUGAGCAGACGGGCAUCCUGCGGGUGCUGCUGGACAAGUCGAGCUACCCUAUGUGGGAGCAGGGCCACAGUGGUCAGGACUGGCAGACGGAGGUCCUCACCGUGCCCUGGGAGAAGGAGGCGCCCCAGCUGAUUAUCUUCGAGGCGGAGCGCAGUAAAGGAGUGAGAGGAGAAAUUGGGCUGGAUAACGUGGUGCUCACCUCAGGGUCCUGCCAGGAUCAUGACUCUGUGAUCUUUUAA